UGUCGAGUGAUCCACGUGUGUCGACACGCCACUUUUCCAUCGUCACAUGAGGACGAGUUUCCGGGCGACGAACGACUCGUCAUUCCCACCAACAGGGGGACUGGUUCGCUUUUUCCGUGGACUACUGAUUUCAAAGGAAACGGUUAGAAUGCCAGCGAAUCGAGAGCCCGACAGCGUGAAUUCCCCGUCGUUCAACGACUCCCAGAGUUUUCAAGAAAGCGGAAUUUUCGACGGCAGCUGUUCCAUCAGCGAUGCCGUGAGCGAGUCCACGCAGACCGACGAUGCUGACGUGUCUGACGACUGCCCAAAGGUCGACGACGUUGACACCAAGACCCAGCAAAAACGCAAAAAGAUGAAGAUGAUGUCCAAGCCGAAACCCGUGGCUGUUUUCAAAGACGAAUCGUCGUCAUCCUGCGUAGACUCGCAUUCUUCAUCCGGCGCGAAUGAUGACGAGGAUGACGAAGAAUGCGGGGUUCGCGUGUCCGUUGUCAAGAGACUGGAGUCGGAAAAGGCGAGGCUGGCUGAAGAGGCUGAGAGCUGGAAAUCGCGUGCGGAAACCCUUGCGAGAGACGUUGAGGUUUUGUCUCAGAAAUUGAGGAAUUUGGAAUUUGCCGAGAAAUCUGCCAGGCAGCAGAUCAAAGCUUUAAAUCUGGAAACUUCGUCUUCUGCAAUGUUCGAAAUUCCGUAA
This is a messenger RNA of Notodromas monacha, 688 nucleotides long. The record is from the annotation of a GenBank genome assembly. NCBI's taxonomy places the organism in Eukaryota, Metazoa, Arthropoda, Ostracoda, Podocopida, Cyprididae.